Molecule: messenger RNA, 1524 nt
Organism: Asterias rubens (European starfish)
Lineage: Eukaryota; Metazoa; Echinodermata; Asteroidea; Forcipulatida; Asteriidae
Product: beta-1 adrenergic receptor-like
Exons: 1
Coding region: 415-1518 (367 amino acids)
Biological process (GO): G protein-coupled receptor signaling pathway
Cellular component (GO): membrane
Molecular function (GO): G protein-coupled receptor activity
Source: RefSeq, a predicted model, not a curated record
UACAUAAUUGGUUGUCUCGUUUUGUAUUUAUUGGAUGUGCUAAUUAAAGCUCCAUUAGCAGAGUCCUUCAAAGAAGAACAUUCAUUGCAGCCAGACAUUUAUGAGGUCUGUGUAAAUGUCUUGUAUUUGCAAAGUGCUCUCUGGAGGGUGAUGCCGUGGAAACAGCUUCAAAAUGAGUAGGAUUUGAAACAUUGCAGUGUGAAAAUUGUAGUAAGGUUUGCAGUAACACGUAGCGAUAAUAUCUAAUUGAGCUGGGUGGUUCAAAAGAACCGUAUGUUUCAACGCAACGUUUCGAGCUAUGCUCUGAUCGACUUCUGGAUAGGGCUGUACUCUGACGAUGCAUGCUGCUUAAUUCAGUACCGGUGGUGCGGGUUGGCUUGCUGAUGCACGAAGGCGGGAAAUAAUGGCUUGAAAAUGGAUUCUCAGACGGAAAAGAACAUGACAUUUGAAGCUACAAAUACAACAAUUCUAGCGUGUGGAUUGACCGGAUUCAAACCGUUCUCUGGAUCAACAGGGCAACUGAUUACAGUAAUCGCCACAACUGUCUUCAUUUUGGCGGGAAAUGCAAUCAAUUUGGCCAUUUUGGGUACAACUAAGUCACUCCGCACUGCGCAUGGUUAUCUCCUGUCAGCACUUGCCAUUGGUGGAUUCAUAGUUGGAUGUAAUGCUACACUAUCCAUCUACCCAGUUGUGACAAAAUGCUGGUUGUACGGGACCAUCAUUUGCCAGUUAUCUGCAUAUUUAUUCGAAUUCUGUAUGGUUUUCAAUCUCUUUAUCGUGGUUCUACUGAGUGGAGAGAGGUACAUUGCCAUUGUACAUCCAUUGAAAUACAGAGUACUCAUCACUAAAACUAAGACCAAGAUCGCCAUUGGUGUCAGCACGAUGAUUUCUUGUGUGUUUCUAACCAUACUCGCAGUAACACAGCCAGAAUUCAAGUACAAACCACGCCAAUACGUUUGUCGCCGUACUAAAAAUGAUGACAUUCGUGGGGCAUUUAUGGCUCUAUCGUCCAUAUUGUUGAUUUUCAGCUUUGCCGUGGUGAGUUAUACCUCCGUUACAAUGUUAAGGGCAGUGGUGCGACGGUCAAAUGAAAGCAAACGUUUAUUUGAGGGCGUGCACGCAUCACAUCUACAAUCUAACGCGUCCAUGGUGUCCGCACAAAACUCUCGCAUCUUCAAAGUAACUGUGCUCAUAGCAACUACGUUCUACAUCUCAUGGAUACCAGCUAUCGUCGGUGCCAUGUUGAAUGUUGCAGAUCCAAACAUUUUGGAAAGUUCACCAAUCUUUGAAUUCGCUGCACAGUGGCUGCUCAUCUCAAACACGCUCUUCAAUACAUUGAUUUACUUUUUCAUGUUGAAGCUCUUCCGUGUCCGCGCCAAGGAGAUCUCUGCACAGCUGUGUUGUUGUCUGUGUUUUGUCGUGAAGGGAAUAAGGAGGGCAGAUCCGAGCACAAACUCUGACAGUAGACUAGCUAUCGAACUUACCGUUUUCCAAAAAGGUACCACAUCUAAUGUAUAGUAUUGA